Anolis carolinensis (green anole) is the source of this 5944-nucleotide messenger RNA. RefSeq names its product fibulin 2 (gene fbln2). The transcript is spliced from 19 exons. Gene Ontology annotation, cellular component: extracellular region. Gene Ontology annotation, molecular function: calcium ion binding. Bases 105 to 3974 code for a protein of 1289 amino acids. Lineage: Eukaryota; Metazoa; Chordata; Lepidosauria; Squamata; Anolidae. The record is from RefSeq and is a predicted model, not a curated record.
GGCAGCUGGAACAGAGGAGGGAAGAGCAGUAGCAGCGCCGCUGCCGCCGCCAUCCAGCCUCCGAGCUUGGCGGGUGCGCCUCUGGGGCUAUGCAAAGAUGAAUAAUGAACUUAGAAGCCCCAAGAUCUCACUGCAAAACACAAUCCAGAGAAAUAUUUUGGAUGAAGAAGCUGAGUGAACAGAAAUUCCAAGAAAGAAAAGAAGAAAGAAAUCCACAGAAGACAAAGGAAGCUAAAUUGUUGCUAUAUUUGCUUAGGAAGAUUAUGGAUAGGCACCAAGUGUUAUAUUUACACUCUGUGAGCACAGUCAUCUUGCUGCUUAUUUGGACUGGCACCUCAGAAGCUCAGAAGGAUUGCACAGGAGUGGAGUGUAAGCAGUUAGAAAAUUGCAUUGAAGAAGUGCUUGAGCCGGAUGAAUGCUGCGCCUCCUGUCUACAGCAUGGAUGCACCUGUGAGGGCUACCAGUACUAUGACUGUGUCAAUGUAGGUUUUGUCAAUGGCAAAGUCCCUGAAGGGCAGUCUUAUUUUGUCGAUUUUGGAAGCACUGAAUGCUCAUGUCCCAAAGGGGGAGGCAAAAUCAGCUGCCAAUUUAUGCUAUGCCCAGACCUGCCACCCAACUGCAUUGAUGCUGUGCUGCCAGCGGAUGGAUGCCCCCAGUGCGGAAGGAUAGGCUGUGUUCAUGAAGAUCAGAAAUAUGCCGCGGGACACACCUUCCAUAUGCCACCCUGCAAAGUAUGCCAUUGUCCCAAUGCAGGAGGGGACCUCAUGUGCUAUGAGCUCCCAGACUGUAAUGAAUCCCACAAGCCAUCUGAUCCUGGAGAUGCUGAAGCAGAGAAGCACUAUGAUGAUCCUUACACUUAUGAUCAGGAGGCUCUGGAGGGAGACAUAACUCAGGUAGAGCCCCCUAAAAAGUACUACAGUUACUCGGCACAGACAGAACAGGAGAGCCUUGGCCAAGAACAAAGUGAGGAUUAUGACUACCUUGCAAACAGUGUUACUCCAUCUUUAACAUCCUAUUCGAUUUCAUACCCGACUGCUGUUUCACUCACAAGCACAAAUGUUCCCACCAUGCGCCACCUUGAAACUAGCCACACAACUGAAAAAAGGGAGGAAAGACAUAUGAGUACAGUGACAACACCCAACGGGCAGCAGAGCCAUCAUAAAAUCACCACUACUAAGAACAUUUUAAAAGGGAAAAAAACUGCAUUUACUACUGAGAUGCCCAGAAAUAUGGCAGGAGAGAGGAAGAACCUGGCCCACCGAGAGAGGAAUGAGCAAGAGGAGAAUGCCCGAUUUAGAAUCAAACUGAAUAUGAAAAAAGAUAACAAACAGAAGGAGAACAAAUUGUUGGCCAUAAAAGAGGCCAAUACUACUCAGUCGCACGGGUUAAACACUUUGCAGGAGAAAGGAGAUGAUUUCCCACAAGUCAAAUUUAAUCCAACACCACCAUCUCUUAUUGCAUUGAAAGAAGAAAACAACCGGAUAUCACAAAAACAACCUCAGACACUUUACCAUUACCAGCCUGAUGAAGAUGUGGACCCCAAUUCUGUUUAUACUCCGUCCAGAUUGCCAGAAGGUUCAACAAAAGAUUUAAUUGAAACAUGUUGUGCUGCUGGACAACAAUGGGCUAUUGACAACAGUGAAUGUGCAGAAAUCCCAGUGAGUGGAACUGAUGGUGAUAUUUGCAGAAUUGCUCAGAAGCAGUGUUGUGCCUCGUAUUUAAAGGAAAACAGUUGCAUUGCUGGAAUGAUUGCUGCCAGAGAAGGUGAUGUGUGUGAACCAGAUGAAAGUGAUACCUGUGGAGGAUCAUUUUAUAAGCAAUGCUGUGACUGCUGCACAGUGGGCUUGCGAGUCAAAAAUGAGGGUCAAAGCUGCGAGUCUAACCCAAAUCUUGGCUAUCCUUGCAACCACAUGAUGCUUUCCUGUUGUGAAGGAGAAGACCAUCUUAAUCCUCCGGAGCUAAAGAGACACCCUGAACCACUGUCAACAGUGACGCCUGAGAAACUUUCAGAGACUGAAGAUCACAAUGAAGCUUUGUCUAUCAGUAAUGAAGCCGAAUUAUCAAACAACUUACCUGGAGAUGACCUGGAUGAAUGCCUUGCCUAUCCUGGAGAGCUCUGCCAACACCUCUGCAUCAACACUGUAGGAUCCUACAAGUGCUCAUGUUUCCCAAGAUUUACUUUGCAGGACGAUGGACUCAGCUGUAAUCCAGAUUUUGAAGAAGAAGGACCAAAUACGGCAUUAGGAGACAAAGCCACUGUUGAACCAGAACCCUUGAAGAACCCAUCUGUGACGGUUAAUGGUUUGCAUGAAGAACAAGAUAGGUGUAAAGAUAAUGGUCCCUGCAAGCACACAUGUAAUAUUGUGGAAGGGAGAAUUGAAUGCUCUUGCUUACCUGGAUAUGCUCUCAUGGCAGAUGGGGUUUCCUGUGAAGAUCUGGAUGAGUGCCUUACAGGUAUUCACAGUUGUUCCAGAAGACAACUAUGUGUGAACACACGGGGAUCAUUCUACUGUGUCAACCACAGUGUUAUCUGUGCAGAGGGCUUUGUACUCAACAUGCAUAGAAAAUGUGUUGAUAUUAAUGAAUGUAUAACAGAUGCUCAUACUUGUAAGAGAGGAGAACAUUGUGUUAACACAGUUGGAUCCUUUACAUGUCUUCAGCAACUCAGCUGCCAAUCAGGUUAUGAACUUAAGGAGGGGGAAUGUGUUGACAUUGAUGAAUGUGAAAGGAAAACUCACAGCUGCAAGAUAAACUUUGUAUGUCAAAACACAAAGGGAUCAUUCUAUUGUGAAUCAAAACAACGGUGCAUGGAUGGGUUUUUACAAGAUCCAGAGGGUAAUUGUGUCGACAUUAAUGAAUGUACAUCAAUUCCUGAGCCAUGCAAAGCUGGGUUCAACUGUAUCAAUACUGUUGGAUCCUAUACAUGUCAGAAGAACCUUUUAGUGUGCAGCAGAGGGUAUCAUUCAAGUGAAGAUGGGACCAGAUGUGUUGAUGUUGAUGAAUGUCAGACCGGUGUCCACCGCUGUGGAGAGGGACAGAUUUGUCACAAUCUACCUGGGGCUUACCGCUGUGACUGCAAGAUGGGAUAUCAGUAUGAUUCAUUCAGUAGAACUUGCAUUGAUAUAAAUGAAUGCUGGAAUUAUCCAGGUCGACUCUGUCAACACUCUUGUGAAAAUACUCCUGGGUCCUACCAUUGUUCCUGUUCUUUGGGCUUUCGUUUGGGUUAUGAUGGGAAGCACUGUGAAGAUGUCAAUGAAUGUGACAACAAUCCAUGCAGUCAGGAAUGUGCUAACAUUUAUGGUUCGUAUCAGUGUUACUGCAGGCAAGGCUAUCAGUUAGCAGAAGAUGGUCAUGCUUGUAAAGAUAUUGAUGAAUGUGCACAAAGCGCAGGUAUUCUGUGCACUUUCCGCUGCCUAAAUAUGCCUGGAAGUUAUCAGUGUGCUUGUCCUGACCAAGGAUAUACAAUGUCAGCAAAUGGAAGGACCUGUCGAGAUAUCGAUGAAUGUGCAAUGGGAACUCACAAUUGUUCAUCAUCAGAGUCAUGUUAUAACAUUCAAGGCAGCUUCCGAUGUCUCUUAUUUGAGUGCCCAUCUAACUACAGAAAAGUGUCUGAUAUGAGAUGUGAACGGAUCAACUGCUUCAGCUAUCUGGAUUGCCAAAGCACUCCACUGCGAAUCACUUACUAUCAGCUUAACUUCCAAACGAACAUUGUAGUCCCAGCUCAUAUUUUUCGAAUUGGUCCCUCGCCUGCUUAUGCUGGAGACAACAUAGUCCUUACAAUCAACAAAGGAAAUGAAGAUAACUACUUCAGCACCAGAAAGCUGAAUUCCUAUACAGGCAUUGUCUACCUUCAGCGACAAGUGAAGGAACCCAAAGACUUUUUGUUAGAUGUUGAAAUGAAGCUUUGGCGCCAAGGGACAUACACAACUUUUCUGGCCAAAAUUUAUAUCUUCAUCACUUCUCAUUCAUACUGAAGUAUAGGGACUGCCAUUGGAGAUUAUUGGUGCUGUGGCUUUGUAGCCUUUUUACCAAAGCUUGUGAUGGUGAUAGAAAUUCUAUAUCUUGUCUCUUUUAUUAUUUUCCUAGCUUUUUAUCUUUGUUUUUGUAAAAAUAACUUAAAAUAUAUUAAUCCUUUUUUGUUCAGUUUGGAUUUCUAAAUGAGAAAGAAAGAAGGCUUUCAACAUUAAAGCAAAUAUAUGUACAGUAUUUAGCCUGUCCUUUAAAACUUUCUUAUAGAACUGUUCCAGUGAUGACUUCAACAGUAGUUACCUAGGGUGAUGGUAUGAUCCACUUAAAUUUAAGCGUUUCAGUCUGAAAUUCUGAACGCAGGUAUACUUCUGUUCCUGAGCAUUCCUUAUUUAACAAAAGAUUCUUUAUUUAGUACCUGAGCUAGAGGUAAUAUACUGAAAUAGGGUUAGGGGUCCUACACCACAGAAAAGAAGAGCAGAUGAACAUGUUUCAGUAGACUUUUAUUCAAAACUAACAGUUUGAGCAUAUGGAAAUAAACAACCAGGUCACAGAAGCCUUGCAUAAAUUAAUUAUUGGUAAUGAGGUAAGCUUAUGCGUCUUCCCCCUUUCCCUCUGUUUUGCUCAGUAAGGAUUUCUGAAAGCAGUGCUGUUUACCUCACCUAUUGUAGGCAGGCAUAGCUACAUAGGAUUGGGAGCAGAAUCCCAUUUUUUUCAGUUCAAGAUUUUCUUUUUAUUCCACUGUUUACUGGAGCAAGCCAUGGGACACAUGACUUCUGCUUCAGGGCCUCCUACCAUCCCCAUGUCCUGGCAUGCUAAAAAAAAAAAAAAAGCAAGAAGCUGUCAGAUACCACAUUCAGGCUUUGAACCACUGGCCUGAGAAAAUUUUAUCUUACAGAUGUUUCCAGGUGCAGCACAGGCUGAUGUGGCAAGUUUGGAGGAGUUGAAGGGCAACAGAAUACCCUUGAGAUCCACUUUCAGUCCUAGGCUACAUAUUAUCCACCCCACUUUAAAUAUAUAUGCCAGGGUUUAUAAGAUAUUCCAUAUAUGUGUGUGUGUGAAAUCUUAUGUAACUACCAGGAAGAAGUAAAUCCAACUGAACUCUAGCGACAUAGAUGUGUCUGUACAGAACUCAGUCCUGCCCUUCCAAGUACGCUGAGGCCAAAACAAACAAAACGGACAGUCUCUCCUAGUUUGUGUCUUCUUCCUUAUUAAUAACUUUUGCCAUCUUGACCAUAUUCUGAUGUUGAUUGGUCACAUGUCCAGGUUUUCAUUUGGAAAAUGGGAAAUUAAGAUACAAACAUAGUCCUCUGUCUGAGUUUGUUGAACAUUUAUCUCAUUUAGUAAUUGUGAAGGAUGUUCAUCUUUAAGGGGAAAGGGCUCUGUGUUGUGCUUUUUUUUGCUGAAAUUUACAAUGCAGUUUGGGGGCCUUGCCUGCCUUUGUCAUUAAAUGCAUUUCUGAAGGAACACAUUCAAGGAAUGUUUAGGUGCAGACAGGAUGUAUCAUAGUUUUUCUAGAAAAUGGCCAAAGAUGAAGUAUGCCAAAGCCAAGAUGCUAAAAGUAUUAGAUUGCCUUAAGACAUUGCAUGGCUAUUCAAUUAGAAUGUUCAGAUUAAAGGAUUUUUUUUUCUAAAGGAUUUAUUUUGUGCCUGAAUUGUGUGAAUUGAUGUGAGAAGCUAAUCAGCAGCUUAUGGAGUCCAUAUAUUGUGUUAAGAACACAAUGAAAGAUCUAAAUCGUUUUGAAUCGCUUUUCUUUUAUAGAAAACUGGAACGAGGUCCAUAUCUUUGAGCCAAAUGAGCUAAUAUAAUCAAAAGACCUGUAGAAAUUCAGCAAUGAACAGAAACAUUUUAAAAUAAAUAUUUGUUUUGUUAGAUAAAACAGUCUAUAGUGCUAAAACUUUGUUGAACAUCCUUUGACAUGGUUGUACAUUUGUGAGAUAGGGCAGGAUACAAAUAAAGAUGAUGAUGAUGAUUAUUA